Leptomonas pyrrhocoris is the source of this 6369-nucleotide messenger RNA. RefSeq lists its product as hypothetical. The record is from RefSeq and is a predicted model, not a curated record. Lineage: Eukaryota; Euglenozoa; Kinetoplastea; Trypanosomatida; Trypanosomatidae. The coding region runs from base 2728 to 6369 and encodes 1213 amino acids. The transcript has a single exon.
GGUGUUUGCCUCGAUCUAUACAGAACUCUCUUCAUUUAUUUUCUCGUCUUGCCGGUUGCAACACCUCUGUUCUUGCUCCCAGUCGAAAGGGAAACGCUGUUGUGGUCUUUCCGCUUUCAGCAUGCCUGUCCGUUCUUCCUUCGUCUAUUCUUUGUUUUGUUAAUGAUUUCUCUCGUUUUCUGAUUGCCCACUCCGGCGAUCUCAACAGCUUUAUACUCCACUGUCCGUCUUCUUUUUUGUUUUGUUUUUGAUGAGUGUCCUUGUGAGCAAGCGUUGUCGGUUCCGCAGUUGAGUUUACACAGAGGAGAUGAAGGACUACGUUCGUCUCUGAAAAUGGCCGCACAAGCCGUACAGGCCGCUCGCAGUUGCUUCGCUUUUGGUCUUCACUUUUCUCUUGCAUCUGUUGCGCUCUUCUUAUACUGAACAUCGCUGUUCUUUGAGUCAACAUUUAUUUUGUAUAGUUUUGUUUCGUUUCCCUUCCUGAGUACUGUUCUCGUGGCGUCUCGGCUGCAGCCUUUGUUUUAUUUUCUUGCUACGAGUCGCCUCCUUCCUCAAAGGUUGGUACAGGAGAGAGGCCCGUCCCGAGCACCGCCUUCGUCGGACACCGAAGAUCUUCAUGUUUUCUUUGCGUGCGUGAGUGCAGUUGAAAGAAGAACGAAAUGCCGACGAGAACGCUUUCGGAUUCUUUUUACCGUGGCCGACGUUGCUCCUCGGUGGACUCCACGCAGCGAUAGGUGUCGACCACAUCCGUUGUCGCCUCCUCUCCGACUUUCCCCUUCACGAAGUCUACGGUGUUCAACGAUGCUGGUACUUCUGCAGGUCUCUCUCGCUCUCUGUCUCUUAAGCCAAAGGGCACGGAAAUCAACGGCUGGCCUUUCUAUAUCCUCUUUUACGUACGUCUCUCUUCUCUCUUCCUUCAGGUGACGUUGACUUCUUCUGUUCUCCUUCGUUGAUAUGCCGAUGAAAUUGCUCGUCCGUGUGUUUCGGCAACAAGGAGAGAGAGAGGAAGGAAGCAUGUGUGUGAGUGUAGGUGUGACUGCGUCUUCUAUAUCAGCGCCGUCGCCACCGUUUGUGAAGAUGAUGAUCAUGACCGCGCCUAAUUGCCACGUGUGUUGUCCCUCCCCCGUCGCGGAGGUUCACACUAUCCAUCAAAAAAGAAAAAGCGAACUCGUUUUAUUUGAUUCUCCAUUAUUAUUGUUAUAUAUUUAUAUUUUGUCUUCCGUUGUACACCUUCCUUCUUUGGGAGUACUUCUUUCCACCCUCCGAUGUAGCCCAACGUGUGGAUGCCUUCAAUUCUUCAGUUCUUCUUCUUUGUUAAGUCUCGUUUUGUGUCUGCGUCUGUCGGCCAUCCUUGUCUCUUCAAAAACAAAUCGGUGACGAGGUGCUUCGGCCUUUGAAAAUCGCGCAGCUGGGGCCUGGCGAUAUAAAUAUAAAUAUAAAUAUAUAUCUAUUGUAUGUAGCGGAGCGACGCGCUUCUUUUGAGACAAUUGGCAUCCGCGUGUCCGCCGCUCGUUCUUUUUCUUUUGUUAUUUCUGCAAGACGAUGCAGGACACCAACGACAGUAGCUAUUACGAGUGGAUGAAAUGCCAAAACAAGAACGAGCAGACACACACAUACAUCAGCUGUACAAUCAAAGCGCAAAUAGCGUUGGCCUCUUUUGCGGGAGAAGCGGUUUCUGUGAAAGCACGCAGAGUAACUCGCGAUGCGUCUUCUACGCUGCACGGCGUGUUAUGUGGGGUCCGACUCGGUGUUGUUUCUUUUGCUGUUUCCGACGCGCCGUGUGGGCGCCCUUCGCUACCUCACCUUUUUUUUUGUUUGUUUCUGUGGAGAGCGUACGACGAGGGCAGCGAUUUCUUCUACCAUCCACACGUUGGGUCUUCUUUAAUAGUCGUAAAAAGGAAAACAGUUGUAAGUGGUACUUACCAUCCGACCCCCCCCCCCCCCUCCCCCUCCCCCAAAGAGGAAGAGGAGUUGCACAAGGACCUCUGUGAGGCUUCACGACAGCAUUUUGGGUCCCGCUCCCCACCGCGUUGUCUUGCGGGACUCUCGUAGUCAGUGAAGGAGGCGUAUAAUGCACGGUUGGAUUCGCGCUGUUUGACUGAACCACAAAAGAGCAGUUAUGUUGUGUAUCUCGCUUGGUAGACACUGGAGUGUGAUCUCUCUUGGGAACACUAUCAUCGGUUUGUGCGUCUGCGCUUUUUUAGGCGAGGAGUUGACGGAAUCCUAUCUUUUGUUAAAGCAACAGGCUGCCGUACUCUUCCUCCUCUUCCUCCCUCCCCUCCCUCUGCGCUUCUUGGGACCGUAUUCCGCUCAACUCUAACCCGUGUUAAAGAAAGCUGCUUGUGCUUCUCUUUUUCAUUUCCGUUUCACUCCUGCCGGUAGCUCACCGAACCCGAACUGCGGGAACAUCUUUGUAAAACGACCACAAACCAAAAAUUGUGUGUAACGGCCUCUCUUUUUUCUUCUUCUAUGGACGUCUCACCUGCGCCUGCACGUCGCGAAUAAAAUCGUGGUAGUGUGUGAAGGAGCCUGUCGAGGACACUUCAACGGCACAUCGUUUUUUUUUUCUCUCUAUUCUCUGCUCUGCAGUAGUACGGCUAUUCUCGCGUUUCGCCAGCGUUUACUUCUCGUUUUCUCUUAGUAUUUUUCCAUGGCGCGCACGCCUUCCUCUUCGAAUAUAAAAAGUAACUGUAGCACUCUUCUUCUUAAGAAGAACGAAAGGAAGAAAUGCAGCCACCGUCGCCAGAAGCGGAGGGCCGAGACGCAACGAGCAGCAGCGUCUACUCGGUGCUGCUCCAUCACAAUGGGCUCUCACCUGCCGGCUCGACCACAGCGGUCUCGGUGGACGCACCGUCGCAGAAGGAGGUGGCGCUACGUGCUCACCUGUGUCUUCGGCACCAACACGUCUGUCUCGUCCUCACAUACAACCCCUGCAAACAACCACACACCCCAGCGGCAUCGACCCCGGCAACCAAGAAACUGGCCGCUAGCUUCAAGGUAACCUCCCCGAAGAAGCGCGCAUCGAAGCUGGGUCGCAGCGCCGUCGGAAGUCGGUCCUUUAGCACCAAACACAAGUCGAGCAGCUCGUCCUUUCGCAAAGGCAAUACGAAGACAGCGGCGGCCGCGGCGACGCCGACCCCUCCCAGCACCCCGGUAGACCCGCAUCGCCACCCAAAGCAGUACUACGUGGUGGCGCUGAAGGGCGUCUCUCCUCUGGCGGCGCAGCGGCCGCUGUCGGCCGAGUUGCGGGCGCACCUGCGGCUGAAUAUGCUCGACGGCGAGGCGGUGACCUACUCCUCCCACUCCACCCCGCGGGCCACCGGCGUCAACUUUGGCGGUAGCGCGAGCACCACCGCGACCGCGACGCUGAUGAGCAACUUCUACUUCCCACCCAGCCGUGGCCCGCCGGUCGCGCCGCAGCGCACGCGUCUUAGCAACGCGUCGGGCGGGUUUUCGGUCACCGCCGUUCCUGCCUACGGCCAGUACCUGAGUGCGGAGGAACCCUACCAGGUGCACACGCGGUCGCCGCAGCUACUCCAUUCGAGAAGCGGGCUCGGCAGCGGGCAGCACAGUUUUUCGUUGGGCGAUGGCGACUUCCCGAGGGUGCCCGAUUCGCACUCGCUCUCGAAGCAACAGAGUAAAGCGCACACGCCGCUGCUCACGCCUCAGCGGGAGCUGCUCGCUGUCGGAAGGCAGGCGUCGACUUUGGAGAAGAACACCCCCUUGGAGGAUAGGGCAACGCCGCCGACUUUACCGAGUCCCACCGUGAAGUCGGACACCAUUCACGACUACGCCGAGCUGCUCCUCGUUGCGUUCUUUGGCGUCGUGACGUCCGCUGGAGUGCCGAACAUGUCCUUCUCCACCGACGCGAGAGGGGAGGUGAUGGUGGAGAAGAAGGCAAAGAAGAUGACGUCGCGUCCGUGGCACGCCUCCCUCUUUAAGUGGUUCGUGUCCCCCAAGCCGAGCGAUGCACAGGCGCAGCGUAGCGUGAGUGUGCUCUCGACCAUCUCUGGGGUUGUGAGCAGCGUCUCCGGCUCCCCACACGUCAGCCCGUCGCAGCCGAACACACCGGCAGCCCGCCCUGCCAAAUCCACGAAACAGGGCAAACUGUCGUCCUCCACCUCGACCACCACCACCCUGCACAAGAAGAUCUCCUCCCCCGUCUCCGCUGCCGCUGCCCAUGCCGAUCCACGGAAAGUCUUGGAACUGCCCUUUGCCUUCAAUCAACACGAAACCUUCCACCUGCGCUUCUUGUGCGAGGAGGAUCUGCACGGCUUUCUCUCGCGCUACAUACAGCUGCAGACACGAGCAAAGGAGGCGGCCGACAAGGCGAAGAACGCACGCCCGAGCAGCCCACUGUGGCACCCACGUGUGCGCCGGCCCACCGUUGGGGCGAACCGCUUCGGAGAGGAGGACGAGGAGGACGGCGACAACGACGAAGGUGGAGUGAAUCGAGAUGUGGAGCAAGAGGAGUUGGAAGACGUGGACAGCGCGUCGACGGCGACCUACACUGACUACCCACGCAACGCGGACGCCCUCGACGGUGGGGUCGACGCUUCGCUCUCAGCGGACCUGUCCAACCCCCAUCUAUCCGCGGACCCCCUCACUCGAAAAGCGGCUGACCCGAAUAUGACAGCCGUGACGCCGCCUCCGGCCUUCUUUCGCAGCCGCGGCUGGGAGGAUUACCUGCGCCACACCCUCGACCCCCGCUUCAGCGUCCGGUUUGCCGCCUUCCCCCUCUACCUGUGGCACUCCUUCCUGCCCUUGUCGAAGUUGGUACUGUACAGCUGCAUCCGCGGUUUUCUUAUUGUGGAGCGGGUGCCACCGGAGACGUCGCACAGCGACGAGGACUCCUCGGCGUCGUACGGCGCGAACUUGAGCGAUCCGGAGAAGGCGGUGGAGAUGGGGAAGCAGCGGCUGAAUGCUCUGGUGAACCGGCUGCUGACGCCCAUUCGCACUGCGCAGAGCCCGACGGCAUCGUCCUCAUCACAACAGGCCAACCGGGACGGCGUGGUGGAGGUGGUGUCGGUGCUGCCCGUUCCCUUCGGCGACGACAAGAUGGAUGACGAGGCGGAAUCCUACGGCUCCUCCGGCGACACGAGCUGGGACGCGGUGAAGUUGGUCCUGCCGUCGACCGAUGAGGCGACGAAGGAGCGCAACGACGAUCACUUCACCACCGUGAAGGACGUGUUUUUGUGCCUGAGUGAAUCGCACCUGCUCUUUAUGAACUCCUUCGGCCACCUGCGGUUUCACUGCAGUCUGGACGAGAUCGCCUUGAUCACGUACUCCGCUGACACCGCGGCCUUCCCGACGUACCCCUUCUUUCGAUUCCGCCUCAAGAGCAGCGACUACUUCGGUGCGCCGACGUUUGUGCUCACCUUUACGCUGCUGCCGGAGGUGCCCCACGACAUUCGGGCUGCGAGUUUGGCCAGGGUGCAGGCGGCGCAUCAGUCGCAGCAGUCGCCGCCGCAGCAGCAGCAGCAAGGCUCGCGCGUCCGCACGCUCUCUGUGGCUUCUUCCUCCUCGUCCUCCAGCUCGACCACCACCACGGCCUCCACCGGACCCGUCCGCGCCUCCAACGCCAGCGUCGACGUGCUGGAGGAGGCGGAGAAGGAGCGGCUGCUGCGGCGGCACGAAAUGUUCCUGCACGUCUUCGCCGCCGUCUGCCCGCGCCCGCUAGAGUUCCGCACCUUUGCCGAGGUGUUUGCCGGCGAGAUGGGUCGCAGCACCCGCAUCCGCUUUUCCCAGCUCACCACCGCCCCGAAGAGGAAGGUCUCCGGCUCGCCCAUGGACCGCGUUGGUCUGACCCGAACCAGGGAGCGGGGGACGUCGUGGAUGGGGCAGAACUUCAACGCCAAUCCCAUCCUCUGUGUCAAGGUGGAGGCGGACGACGUGGAGCUCUACGAUGCGGAAAUCAGCGGACAAGGCAAAACGAAAAAGUGCAGCGCGGCGUCGACGUCAACACCGUCGCCUGCCACGUCAACGCGCGAGCGUGACGCGUCGGUGCGACAGCGAUCGAACAAGAGCAAGUCGCCGGAGGUGCGUUCCAAAGCUACAGCCCGAGCCAUGACGCCGCGCUGGGGCUGCGAUGACCGCGGGAUCGUGCUGCAGGACGCAGGACGCGAUAUGGACUUUUCCUUUGAGGUCGCGACGCGGACGAUGCCGCUGUUGGCGACGAAGGAGCAGGUGCACGCCGGUUACGGCAGUGCGGUGCCCAGCGCGCAGCAGAGCUUUCAUUCUGCUAACGCGGCCGGCGAAGUAAACAGCAAGGUGGAAGACUCGAAUGGUGGGGAAGAGUUCUUCGUGCCGAUGGUGCCCAAGAAGAAACAGAGCGUCAUCUUGCACCGUUCAGCACUGGAGGAUAUGUAG